GUCGACCUUCGUGCCUUCGAGUUGGGGCGCGCCUCUACUACUCGCCAACGUAGCUUCUGGGUUGCUGCGACGUACUUACACUUCGGCCGCAGAAACUGCACUGCUCGAAGAUUUUAAGGACAAUUAUCGAGAUCACCUUGUGCCGAACGAGAACGACC
Molecule: messenger RNA, 158 nt
Organism: Amoebophrya sp. A25
Lineage: Eukaryota; Dinophyceae; Syndiniales; Amoebophryaceae
Source: the annotation of a GenBank genome assembly